AUGUCAACCGGAACUCGUAAUUUUGCUCAUUCCAAUAGUGGUCCUGAGUACCAGAAUUGGCUUGCACCUCAAAAGUCAACCGAUCUUGCGGACAAUCGUGAGCGCAACUUGGAACUACGUGCUGGUUUGAAGUUGUCUACGCGGCGAGGGCCCGAAGCCGAGCUCUAUGAUGUGGCUGGAGUCCAUCUUCUGACGUCGACUGCGGCCACGUCGUGUAAUGCAAGAUCUUACUCGCUAUCCAAGAGACUUCAAAAGUGGAGUGCUCGUCUCGCCUCCUUACUGAGCACGCAAGAUCGCGCUAAACGGAAGAGCAACUGCGAUGUUCCGGUAGUAUUGGCGAACAAGACCAUCAACUCGAAUUCUGCAGAUCCGACUGAGUUUACUCUUGGUCGUUUGCCGACAAAGCUUAGGCCAAGAAGUGGUGACUACACUACAACUUCAGUCCACCCUCCUAGUGCUACACAGUGUAAACACCCCACGGGACUUCCACGCUCAAAUAUCGAUGGGAACGUUUGUCCACCGUUUUGGCGCUGUACACCCUGUCUCAGUAGUAAUCCCCAUCAUCCUCUGCAUCGGCAUCUGUCGGUAGAACAGUGGAGCUACUAUAAAAGUGGAUUUAGCCUAGCUCAUCGCCGUACCGACGUUAAUUCCUUCAUUCUCAUUUUAUCUCUCGUCGCUGUUGCUCAGCUUGUGCUCUUGCUUCUCACCACUUCUCCUGCUCGUGUUCUUGACCAGCACUCUUCUGAAAAAAGCAUUACCCUCCUACCACUUGGAGAAUGCAGUCGCUUGGUGUUGCUGUGCUCGUCAAUCAUGUUGGCUUUCAUUGGUUUGUUGUGCGCCAAUUGGGAUAAGAUAGCGCCCUCCAAACACAUCGUUCAGGAACUAUCGAACGCUGAUCCAUUUACACUUCAACACAAACAGAGGUUGGACGUAUCGUGGAGAACCUCUUGGCUGUGCAACAAUUCCAAAGACGCUUGA
This is a messenger RNA of Dicrocoelium dendriticum, 978 nucleotides long. Lineage: Eukaryota; Metazoa; Platyhelminthes; Trematoda; Plagiorchiida; Dicrocoeliidae. The record is from the annotation of a GenBank genome assembly.